CGGUGCCCGCCCGCGGGGGGAUGUGACGCGCAUGGCGGCGGCGGCGGCGCUCCCCCUGCGCCGGCAGGGAGGAGGCGGCCCUGCGCCCGGCGCCGCCUGCCCGGCCGCGCCGUGACCGGGGCUGGGCGCUGCGCGGCCCGGCGGUGACAGCGCCCGCCGUGCCCGGCGCGGGGGCGGCGGUGCGGACCGGGGGUGCCGGAGUGCGCCGGGCGUGCCGGAGCCCCGCGCCGCGUUCCGGGCGGCCUGCGCAGGGCCCCGCGGGGCGAUGUAGGGGACAUGCCCUGACGGGACGAGGAGCGGUCGGGCGCCGCCUGCCAGGGCACAGCUGCGCCAGCGGAGCCGCCCGCGGCGGGUCGGCCGCGCACGGCGAGGGCCCCCCCGGGCACCGCCGCGAUGGCCGGGGCCGGGCUCUGGGCGAGCAUCAAGUCCCUGCUGCGGAGGGGCGAGGACCCGCUGUUCCUGAACGACUCCAGUGCCUUUGACUUCUCGGACGAGGUGGGGGAUGAGGACUUCCCCAGGUUUAACAAGCUGCGCGUGGUGGUGGCGGACGACGGCUCGGAGGCGGCCCCGGAGACGCCGGUGAACGGGGCACCGCCGGGGCUGCCGUCCGACGACGAGUCCCUGCUGGAGCGGGACAUCGCCCUGCGCAGCGCCCGGGCCGGCCGGCCGGACCCCUGCAGCGGCUGCAGCAGCCGGCGGGAGCGCUCCAAGCAGAGGAAGGUGAAGAAGCGGCUGGCGCUCGCUGCCAUCCUCUACCUCCUCUUCAUGACCGGGGAGCUCAUAGGUGGCUAUGUUGCUAACAGUCUAGCAAUUAUGACAGAUGCACUGCACAUGUUAACUGACCUUAGUGGUAUUAUUUUGACCCUGCUUGCUCUCUGGCUGUCUGCAAAAUCUCCAACAAAGAGGUUCACUUUUGGAUUUCAUCGCUUAGAAGUACUGUCAGCCAUCAUUAGUGUAUUGCUGGUCUAUAUCCUUAUGGCAUUCCUCUUGUAUGAGGCUGUUCAAAGAACUAUCCAUAUGGACUAUGAAAUAAAUGGUGAUAUCAUGCUGAUCACAGCGGCCGUCGGUGUUGCAGUUAACUUAAUAAUGGGUUUUUUGCUGAAUCAGUCUGGCCACCUUCACUCUCACUCGCACUCCCACCCUCACUCUCAUGUACCUCAGUCGAGCUCUCCGAGCACGGCCCACGGCAGUGGCCAUGGACAUGGCAGUGGCCAUGGACACAGCAGCCUUGCCGUGAGAGCAGCAUUUGUACACGCCCUGGGGGACCUGGUACAAAGUAUUGGAGUGCUCGUGGCUGCCUACAUCAUACGCUUUAAGCCAGAAUACAAGAUUGCUGAUCCUAUAUGUACAUAUGUAUUUUCCAUACUGGUGGUUUUCACAACAGUUCGAAUUCUCUGUGACACGGGAGUUAUUAUUCUGGAAGGAGUUCCGAGGCAUUUAAACGUGGACCGCAUCAAGGAAGACUUGAUGAAAAUUGAAGAUGUUUAUUCUAUAGAAGAUUUAAAUGUUUGGUCUCUCACUGCAGGAAAAACAACUGCCAUAGUCCACUUGCAACUGGUUCCUGGUAGUUCAUCUAAAUGGGAGGACGUUCAGUCCAAGGCCCGACACCUGCUGCUGAACACCUUUGGAAUGUACAAGUGCUCUGUCCAGCUCCAGAGUUACAAACAGGAAAUCAGCAAAACCUGCGCAAGUUGUCAGAGUUCCAGUGCCUAAUUUCAUAUGUUUUGGGAACUGCUGCCUUAUUCUUUACCUUGUAGUCAAAGACUGAGAGCAAUAAAUGCAAAAUGAAAAUUCUCAAAUAGUGACCAUGAAUAUGUGGCUUUGUACCAUGGGACAUGCAGCAGGGAGAACUGGUGCUGCAGAAAGUGCAGUGGUUGCCCUACAGAACGUGUGUUUUACUCUCUCCCUUGUACUGAUUUAUUCAAUUUAUUAUGAUUUUGAGACAAAGCUGUUUUCAGAUUAUUGUUUACAAACUGCAACGUGGCUCUGCAGAUACCUCACAAAUUACAGUCCAAUAUUGUCCUUUAAUCAUUACGUACCACAAAGUACCUGCACUCCAAAUGGAGCAUCAAAUAUUCAGUAUUUCAAUCAAAAGUCUCUUAAUGCUGACCCUGCCAGGGUUGCACAAUAUGUCAUGAUCCCCAAAUUCAUUAUUCAGUAUUUUUGCAAUAGUAAUUUUCAUACAGUAUCUUAAACUGGAAUGCAUACAGUGCUAGUUGAAUUCUUGUGGAAACUGUCCCUUUGGAGACACUGCAAAAUACAGAAUUUACUGUAUCCACACCAGAAAGUUAGCUUUAAUCUGGGCAUUCAGAGAUCCAGACAGGAAGAUCUUUGCCCAGACUUGUGGUAUUUAACUAGAGACCCAACACUGGACCCAAAGUGUUUUAAGUGAUCAGUUAUCUUAAUGUGUUUUAGAAUAGGGUUUAUACAUUAGAAACAGGUUAUUUAUUUUACAAAGUUUUGACUUGUAAGAUGACUUUCUUAUAAAUAGUCUUGAAUGUCUAAACCCAUCAUUUGAUUCACAUUAAAAGGCCAGUUGCUUAGCAUGCACUCUAAUUGUAAUUAAUAAAUGUCCUGUAAUUGAUCAUUUUUCCAUGAUUGUUCUGUUUUAAAAGAAAAGUCAAAUGUUAGAAAUGAUGCUUGAUGUGCAGAUGCUCUCCAGUGCAAUCUGCAGACAUGCCAGAGAUGUGCAUCCAACAGGAGAGUGGGGAGCAGGAGUUUCAGAGAUGCACUAUUCCAUCAGUCACGGGUCUCUGACCUUUCCACCUUUGCUUUGAGCACAGCAUGGCAGUAUCCUGACAGGAAUGCCACUGCAAUAGCAGUUCCCACUACUAAGCUCAUGAAUAAAGCAAAAUCCAAGCAAGCUCAGUAACCUGAUGGUGUUGGACAACAAUGUCAUAACAACCUACAGGGGCAGAAAGGCCUUUUUGUAUUUAUAGAGAUGAGGCAGCUGAAAGGACUGUUCAUUCAUCUGGACACCUCAGAGUCCCCAAAGCUGAAUUGUUUGGCCUCAUUGUGGAACCCCUGUACUUUGAAUGUACACAAGAUAUAAAUCUUGACACUAAGCUAUCCUACACCUGCAAGCUCAGAUUUAUGCCUGCUUGUGAAGUCCUUGGCAUUGAAGAAGUUAAGGGUGGCAAGAACACGACCUGCAAAGUUUAGAAGAUGGAAAGAACUUGGCUUCAAAUAUUUUUUUUGUUUAUUCUGGACUUUGACCUUUAUGCAGAACUUCCACUGACAUCGAAAGUAGUUCUCUGUUGUGGAUCAGAAAGGAAAAUUUCCGCCCAGUUAUGGAUAUUGUGAUACUCAGCUGUGAAUACUUAAGCUGUUUUCUGUUUCUAGAGUUUCACAUAUUCAUCAGGCUGAUUUGUACCUGCAAUUGGUGGUAACAAUCUUGGCUUCUUUUCUUCCCUUUUUGGAGGUAGGGGUCACAUGCUGAAUUUUUAUUGGUUAAAAGUGGCAGCACAUUGUGAAUUUGGACAAAGUGCACGUGACACUGGAUUGUGUUUGUAUCUGUUCUGGCAAGAAAUGGGAAUACUUGAGUCCAGCAUGGGAGCUCAGGCAGCUCAGAGGCAGAGCAGCCCUGUGCUCAGGAAGGUAAUGCUGCAAUACAAACACUGUCAUUAAUUAAGCCAUAUCACAGUUCAUGAAAAAUGUGCAUCCCAUCCUUACAAACUUACUGGGAAAAAAAAACCAAACCACAAACAACAGGUAUUUUGCACAUACUAAUACUCAAAUGGGUUUUAAUUAAAUUGGGGUUUACAGUUGAUGUAAUUAGGUGUCGAAGUACAGUAGACGUGUAUUGUAUUUGCAGUUUUUUAAUAAUUUACUACACAUUUGUUUAAUUGAAGAAAAAAGCAGAAGUGUGUUGCUUUGUUGUGGGUUUUAUGAAAUCAAUUAUUAAACUUCGCAUUGUCUUAUAAAAUAUUUA
Molecule: messenger RNA, 3931 nt
Organism: Pipra filicauda (Wire-tailed manakin)
Lineage: Eukaryota; Metazoa; Chordata; Aves; Passeriformes; Pipridae
Gene: SLC30A4
Product: solute carrier family 30 member 4
Exons: 7
Coding region: 394-1713 (439 amino acids)
Biological process (GO): zinc ion transmembrane transport; response to zinc ion
Cellular component (GO): plasma membrane
Molecular function (GO): zinc ion transmembrane transporter activity
Source: RefSeq, a predicted model, not a curated record